Messenger RNA from Anopheles cruzii, 4422 nucleotides. RefSeq names its product probable E3 ubiquitin-protein ligase IRF2BPL (gene Pits). Gene Ontology annotation, molecular function: transcription corepressor activity. NCBI's taxonomy places the organism in Eukaryota, Metazoa, Arthropoda, Insecta, Diptera, Culicidae. The transcript has 4 exons. Gene Ontology annotation, biological process: regulation of transcription by RNA polymerase II. Gene Ontology annotation, cellular component: nucleus. Bases 86 to 1837 code for a protein of 583 amino acids. The record is from RefSeq and is a predicted model, not a curated record.
CCGUGUAGCGGGAGACGAAUUGAGUUCGGAAAAGGAAAGAGCUUUUAUUUACGUAGCAUAACCCUCCCGCUUUUGGUGCCCGAAAAUGUCGGUCCAAGCGAAACGGCAGCACUGCUACCUGUGCGAUUUGCCGCGCAUGCCGUGGGCAAUGAUAAACGAUUUCUCCGAGCAUGUGUGCCGCGGUUGCGUCAACUACGAGGGCGCCGAUCGGAUCGAGCUGGUGCUCGAGACGGCCCGUCAAAUGAAACGGAUCCACUCGGCCGGUGGCGGUGGCCCGGGCGGCGGUGGCAUCAUUGGCGGUGCUGGCGGCGGCAAACGUGGUAUCCACGAGAACGGGGAACUGUCGCACCGCUCGGUGCCGACGGUGGCCGGACCGCUCCACUAUUCGGUCCGUGCCGGGCCGAACGGUCCGACGCUGGUCGACUUUACGCCGAAACAUGAACCCCACGACAUUGGAGGUGUGCGGGGUGGACCGGGCGCUCGAAUGCAGCAGCAUCUGCCACCGCAGCACCACGGUAUGCCGCAACACGGCGGCGGCGGUGGUGGCGGCCGGCAGCAGCAGGUCGUGCCGCCGGCACUGUCCGUGAACCUGAAACGACCGCCACCGGACGAUGACGAUCACCAGAUGGACGGUCCGACCGGGAGCGCCAAGCGGGGCCCGGAAGAUCCGUCGGUGGGCCUCGGACAGCGGCCACCGCUGACGCGGGGCGAAUCCCUGCCGGCGGUACCCUUCGUGCCCGAGCGGCAGCCCAGCUACAAGGACAAACAUCCCGUGCGAACCGCUUCCUUCGAUACGGCUGCGUUCAAAUCGAUGGUUUAUCCGAACGUGAUACCGAUACCGCCCGUGUCGAUGGGUGACACGACACCACCGACCCCGUCGUCUGUCGCACCGUUGCAAAGCCCGAUGGCGAACCUAAUGUCGAUCACCGAAACUCUCCCGCCGGGCAGCCCACGCAAUGGGCCCAGCCCACCGGGGCCACCGCCACCGCGGACAGCGUCUCGCGGUUCGCAGCAUUCGCCGAACAGUUCCGGUUCAUCCAGUGGGCGAAGAUCGUCCGGUUCGCGGCACGUGUCAAGCACGACCGUCACGUCGUCAGAGGUUCCGCAGCCCAACUCGUCCGUGCCGGGCAGUGGCGGUUCGACGACACCGAACGGUAGCGGUGGCACCGGAGGCAACGGUGGCACUCCGCCCGUUCCGAUGGGAGUUCCGAUGGGCGGCCCACCGGGACCGGGUCAGCAGCAGCAACAGCAGCAACAGCAACAGCAACAGCAACAGCAACAACAGCAAAUGGGACAGCAACAAGGACCACCACCGCCACAAUCGCAAGGCCAGCAACAGUCGCAACCUCCACCGCCGCCCGACGGUGGCAGUAUGGGUGGUCCGGCCGGCCCGAACAAUGUGAACGGUCCCAAUGCGAGCCCCGCACCGCCGGGAAGCGCGGGUGGCGGUGGCAGCGGCAGUGGCAAUGUUCCCGGUGGACCGGGCAGUGCCGGCGGACCGGGCGGACUCCCGCCGGGGGCUGCUCCACCGAACAGUGCGCCCGGCAGUGGACCUGCGCCCGCCCCGACACCGAACCCGACGCUCAAGUGUACGCUCUGUCAGGAACGGUUGGAGGAUACGCAUUUCGUGCAGUGUCCCUCGGUAGGCCACCACAAGUUCUGCUUCCCCUGCAGCCGGGAGAGCAUCAAACGACAGGGCUCCGGAGCGGAAGUGUACUGUCCGAGUGGGGAAAAGUGCCCGCUGGCCAACUCCACGAUACCGUGGGCGUUCAUGCAGGGCGAGAUUGCGACCAUUCUGGGCGAAGAGCUGAAGGUGAAAAAGGAACGAGAAACGUAGAGAAGUCGAGACACCGUUGCCGACUGUGCCGUUGCCGGCGUUUCGGCCACCGGACGACAGAUCAACACCACUAGCGCUACCGCUGCUACCAGGAACAGUAGCAGUGGCGGCAGCAGUAGUAGCAGCAGAAGCAGCAGAAGCAGUAGCAGCCGAAGCAGCUGCAGUGCCGGUGGCAGCGGCAUUCCCGAGCUCGGUAGUGUCGCCCAUCAUCAUCAGUUCCAUCAUCAGCAGCAGCAUCGCGUACAACCGCGCGUGCCUUCUGAAGAGCAGUAUGAUGAAGUGUUCGACGAGGAUGCCCACCAGCAGAACCGCUGUGUUGUGGAUGAGGCCGAGGUGGAAGAAGUGCCCGAAGAGUCGCCGGCGGCGGUCGAGCAGGAUCUAAUGCUUUCGGCAAACCGUGCGGUGGGUCGAAGAGGUUCGGAACGGAUGUCUUCGAGCACCACACGGCAGCACCAGCAGCAGGUUGUGUGGCACGAUGAUGAUCGAGGUGGUGGUGAUGGAAGCUACUAUCGCCAGCCACAGCACCACCGGGAGCAACAACAGUCGGAACUUCACAGUGGCUCCCCCCAACAGCGGUACGAUCGUCAGCUGAGAUCCCACCGGCACCAGCGUCAUCAUUAAGAGUAAUGAUUCUAGUUUUGAUGGCGAGAUCCGGGGACACAUCCCAGAAUGUGUUUGCUUGAGCAGCUCUGCUACUUCGAGAAGGUGGCGGCGCGUACGUCCGUGUGGUGACGCUCAAGGGUGGCUAGACAACGGCAACGGCGGUGAGACACGUCGGUCAACGGAAGUGAGAGACAAACGGCGAUCGUGUCGUGCGUUGUGUCUUCUUUGUUUUAUGAAAAUGAAGAAGCAAUCGAAGAGUUGCACUCCACAUCCCUGUGUAGAUAGUUUCCCGGUUUUUGGAUUUGCUGCUGUGCUGCUGUUUUCCCAGUUCUUGGCCAUCGGCGCGAAGCUCGCCCUUAGGCCGCAGGGAAAGUGGGCGAAGAGCAAACAAACCGUUUCUUUGGUAGUUUGUAAGGGACAUCGUUUUGCAUAACGCGCCGUCGUUCGGCACGGGGGGGCAUUCGUCCACAGCACGGAUAAGGCAACGACCCGACGAAUGAUGAACCGGGGCGAGAAGUGGAAACUCUCGAUGUAAAUAGUUUGGCCGUUUUCCACCCCGAAAGCGGCGGCCCUACUAGGGGGAUGAUACUGUUUUAUUAUUUUGUUUAAGUAUUCCGUAAUACAACCCGUACUAGGAGAUAUAGAUAGAGAGAAAGCCAGAGGUGCAGUAGAGUUUAGUUCACAAAGCAUACUUAGCCUAAGCGAAGUGGUGUUUCAUUUCAAGUGUUAGUAAGGGUAGUCUUUUUAUGAAUUCGUUCCUCGAUCAGAGUACAACGUGGGUGGGUAGACGUUUUGUUAUAAGCAAACAGCAAAAAAGUGGAACCGGAAACGGUUAGACGAGGCUGAUCGAUGAUCGGAUCAUCGUGUGGGGCCUCUGCUUUUGAAGUGUGGGCAGGAGGUUAAACAUUUUUACGUGCAUAAUGCCUGCGUUGUUCAAGUUUUUGCCUUACGUUUGACCACAUUUCGAUAAUUCUUGGUGUUGUCUCAUAAUCUACGAUUUGCAGCGGUGUGUUGAAAUUCAUUGACCGUGCCGUUGUUGCUAUCGUUUUGGUGUCGAAGUGUGUAGUGUUAUAGGAAUUUUGCAACAUAUUUUUGUGUUAGAUGCCGUGGUUUGUGUAAAAGAAAGUCUAAACAGAGCGUGUGAAAGGUUCGCUUUUGGGAAGCACAUUUUUUGGAACAGCCCAACCUUCAGGUCACCAGACAGGGGUACCGCCUGUUGUGUGGUGGCUUCUUUGGAUGGGUUUUGUGGCAAGGUUUGAUUCAAACCAAGCGUUGGAUUUACGUCGUGACAACCCAAGAACGUAUGGAGGAACUCCCGGCACACGGGGGGCUAUAAUAUGACUCGAUUUUGAAGAGUUGAAAUAAUUUCGAACAAACGAUUGCACUUUUGAUGGAAUACAUAUGCCGAAUUGUAGUCUUUAAGCGAUUGGUACGCGUUUAAGUUUGAUUGAGUUAAGAUGCGAUGAUGCGUUUUUUUAAGUGUACAUGUAUUUAUAACAGUAGCUGAGCGUUCAAUUUUUAUUUAAUUUUUGGGAUUUUAGUUCUUUGCAAGACCGCGGAAGAACCGUUUUGGCGCAUUUCACGAAUACUGGUUGUACAUACGAGUUACGGUGGACGGAAGUGAAAAAUACACACACAUUGUAAGUGUUGUUUAUAGUUUUUAGUUUGCGAAACGGAUGGAAUAUGUAGCAGAGGAAAGCAGAUCAAAUCAUGAUGCACACACAAUACAAAUCAUGAUACUAUUACACUGUGUACUGUUUUUAUGUUUAGUUAUACUUUUCUAUGGUAGAGUACCCCUUGUAAGGAAAGCAAACAAUGAAUCACGUUAAUGUGGAGAAGAUAAGACGAUAACGUAGUGCUAAUUAUUCGCAAGCGAGAGGCAUUGAACAUUCUAAGGCGAAAACGCUGCAAGGAGCUACAGCAUAACAUAGCCGAGCGGACUUAGCAAAUACAGUGAAAAUGAUUGUUUUCUUCUGAAACGA